Messenger RNA from Gracilinanus agilis (Agile Gracile Mouse Opossum), 1197 nucleotides. It is a transcript of the gene NFKBIB, whose product is annotated as NFKB inhibitor beta. NCBI's taxonomy places the organism in Eukaryota, Metazoa, Chordata, Mammalia, Didelphimorphia, Didelphidae. The record is from RefSeq and is a predicted model, not a curated record. Gene Ontology annotation, biological process: signal transduction; cellular response to lipopolysaccharide. Gene Ontology annotation, molecular function: protein binding. The transcript is spliced from 6 exons. Bases 90 to 1025 code for a protein of 311 amino acids. Gene Ontology annotation, cellular component: cytosol.
CCCCGGAAUCCCCGGGCCGGCGGUGGCGGCGGCUGUGGCGAUUCUAGAUGGGUUGGCGGGGCCCUGGAACGGAGGGCUCUGCGUAGGCCAUGGCGGCCCCAGGGGGGCCCGUGAAGUCCGUCGACGGCGAGUUCGCGGAUGAAUGGUGCGACAGUGGCCUCGGGUCUCUGGGGCCCGAUGGGCUCGGGGCCUCGGGGGAGGACGCCAAAGCCGGGGCGGACGAGAACGAAGACGAGGAACUGGCGAGCUGGGCGCCGGAGGUGUUCGGCUAUGUGACGGAGGACGGGGACACGGCCUUGCACUUGGCAGUGAUUCACCAGCAUGAGGCCUUCCUCGACUUCCUGCUGCAUUUCACAGCAGGGACGGAAUACCUGGACCUUCAGAAUGACCUGGGCCAGACAGCUCUGCACAUAGCAGCCAUCCUUGGCCAAGCUGCCUUAACUCAGAAACUCCGGGCUGCUGGUGCUGGGCUCUGUGUGGCCGAGAGAGGGGGACACACGCCCCUGCACCUGGCCUGCCGGGCUGGGGCUCAUGCCUGUGCCCGGGCCCUUUUGGGGCCCCCUGAGGGCCAGACCACUGAUGGGGAAGAUGAAGAGGAAGAUGAGCAUGAGAGACUGGAACAGCUGGAGUGCACCAACUACCAGGGCCACACACCACUCCACCUGGCUGUGAUCUACAAGGACAUGGAGAUGGUUCAGCUUCUCCGGGAAGCAGGGGCUGAUCUCAACAAACCAGAACCCACAUGUGGGCGGAGUCCCCUCCACCUGGCUGUGGAGGCAGAGGCAGCAGAGGUCCUGGAACUGCUCUUGGAUGGGGGUGCAGAUCCCAAGGCUCGAAUGUAUGGAGGCCGGACCCCGCUGGGGAGUGCCACGCUUCGGCCAGACCCACUCCUUGCCCGUCUCCUGCGGGCUCAUGGAGCCCCAGAGCCCGAGUCUGAAGAUGAAGACGACUAUAGCCCCCGGGGUAGCGACAGUGAUGAAGGGGAUGAGUAUGAUGACAUCGUGAUCCACGGGAGCCGGAGCUGAGACUGACGCCACCUUCCUCCUCCCUCUUCCCACCUGCCAGGUCUCUGGCCAGACUCAUUUUCUUUCUUUUUUGUAGAAAAGCCUUAACUUCAAUAAAACCCUGGUUCCUCUGACUGGAGUGGCCAGAAAUCUGGGUUGGGCUCCAGAAACAGACCAGCCGGGAGGAAGGCUG